This is a messenger RNA of Onychostoma macrolepis, 3023 nucleotides long. RefSeq names its product growth differentiation factor 2 (gene gdf2). The record is from RefSeq and is a predicted model, not a curated record. Gene Ontology annotation, molecular function: cytokine activity; growth factor activity. Gene Ontology annotation, biological process: SMAD protein signal transduction; BMP signaling pathway. NCBI's taxonomy places the organism in Eukaryota, Metazoa, Chordata, Actinopteri, Cypriniformes, Cyprinidae. The coding region runs from base 51 to 1244 and encodes 397 amino acids. Gene Ontology annotation, cellular component: extracellular region. The transcript is spliced from 2 exons.
UAAAACUUGCAGCGGAAAGUCACCUAUCCAUUUUUAGAAACUAAACGAAGAUGCAGGGUUUGCGAUAUUUGCUCCUCCUGAUGUCCAUCAAUUUUGCUACUUCGGGUGGGCUUUGCGAGGGGAAAUCUUUAGGCGAAAUCGCCCGUUUGGAAGAUGCAAUGUUCAUUCAGGGAGAAGAGCAAAACCUUGAGAUAGAAAGUGACUUUAACUCCAAACUGGAGAACUAUUUGGGCUUCAUGAAGGAGGAUUUUUUAAGGAAGCUGAAUUUAUCAGGCGUGCCGCAAGAACACCGAAAGGUUCAGCCUCCUCAGUUCAUGAUCGAGCUCUAUAAUAAAUAUGCUUCUGACAAGACUUCCAUCCCUCGGUCGGAUGUCAUCCGAAGCUUCGUCAUACAGGAUGUUAUUUAUUCCAUUAGACAGGGCAACAAAACACAACACAGACUGCUAUUCAACGUUUCCAUCCCAAAUCACGAAGAGAUCACAUCAGUCCAGCUGAGGCUGUUCACUCUCUGGGAAAGGAGUAAAAUCAGCUGCGCUGAUCUGUUCGCUUCCAUCAAUGUUUAUGAUGUAGAUUAUGAGCAGAGCGCAAACAUUUUAAAUCUUCUGGAUGGGAGAGACGUAACCGAGGGCAAAAACACAUGGGAGGCUUUUGACGUGAGCAGGGCUGUCCGGAGCUGGCAGGAAUCUGGACGCGGGGCCGGCGAACUCGAGGUGGACAUCGAACAAGGCUGUGAAGCCCUGGACAUAAGCCUGGCUUUAGAGCACAACAGCUCGGCGGUCUUAAUAGUUUUUUCCGAUGAUCUUGGGAACAGAAAGGGGGAGUCGAUGAAAGAGGUAAAGGAGAUGCUUCUUCAUGAGAAGGAGCGGGUAUUUUCGGACGAUCACGUUCCUGUGAACCAGCACCUCAGGAGAAAGAGGAAAGCGACAAACAAUUACUGUCGGAGAACUUCUCUGAAGGUGAACUUCAAAGACAUCGGAUGGGACAAAUGGAUCGUGGCGCCGCCCGAGUACGAUGCUUAUGAGUGCAAAGGUGUGUGUUAUUUCCCCCUCACAGAUGAUGUAACCCCCUCCAAACAUGCAAUCAUCCAAACUCUGGUUAACUUGAGCAAUCCCAAAAAGGCAAACAUGGCAUGUUGCGUCCCAACCAAGCUGGAUCCGAUUGCAGUUAUGUAUCAAGAAAAGGGUGUCAUUACGGUCCGACAUCUCUAUGAGGAGAUGAAAGUAGCAAAGUGUGGAUGUAGGUAGUUUUGCUUGCUUAUCCAUGCAUCUGUAUAAAACAUCUUUGCAACAGCAUUUGUUUUAUCGUUCUGAUUCGCAGUGUUGGGAAGGUUACUAAUAAGUUACAGAUUACAAGGUACCCUGUUUAAAACUAUUGCAGUUACCUUAUUAAAGUAAUGUAACUGAUUACAUUUGAUUACUUUUCUAAAAUUUCUACAAUGUAAAAAGUGAUAAGUUGACUUAACUUAAAAAAAUUGAGGAACCCGUUGCCUUAAAAUUUUUAAGUAAAUGAUAAUUAAAAAAAAUAAGUUAAUUGAAUUAAGUUCACUUAACUUUUUUUUUUUAAUUAUUAUGUACUUAAUAAUUUAAGUACAUAAUAGUACAUAAUGUUUUAAAACAUUUAAAGCAGACAGGGUUAACCUUACAGUAGCACUCAACACUGAUUACUAUCAAGACUGUCAAAAUCCUUUAUCACUUGAAUUAAGAUUAUAAUAAUUUAAUUUUACUUUUUUUAACUGCCUACACACAUUUUCAAAACUUGUCACACAAAUCCAAGAAUUGCACACAAAAUGCAAAAUGCCUCGCAUCUCUUGCAUUCAAAAUAUCACAAACACAUCUCAAAACCAAACACCUUUGCCAUAAUAUUAAUCCCUAUUAGUUACAUAGAGAACUGUGUGUUGUGUUUUGCAAAAAGUGUUUUAUGAAAUUGAAAACUGAGUCAAAAGCUUAGAAUUAGUGUCUGGUUUUGCAGAUUUGGUGUGUUUCUGCUGUUUGAGUGACAGCUUUCAGAAACUGUGUGACAAGGAAAGAUUUUGUGUGGAAUCAGCUGAAGAAGAAAAAAACUGUAAAGCACAGCCACCACAAAAACAGACUUUAGCACCUCUUCUUGUUUUGAGAUCAUUCUGAGGUAAAAUACAGAUUUAAAAUGAUAAGAUAUAGUUUCAUAGUUAUGAUACUCUUUUUGAAAUCAAAUCUUUGCAUAGCUACGACAAGAAACACUGGCAUCGAACAAUGCUUUGGAAAAAAACGGUUCAUCUUAAAAAAUAAAUCAUAUACAUAAACACAAAUAGGAAAUAAAACAGUUAUCAAAUAAUCAUGUGUCCUAUUCUGUGUACUAAACUCCAGUCAAUGCAAAUUGGGAAAGAAAUCAAUUAAGUGCGUGUGUGUGUGUGUGUACUGGUUUUUGUGGUUUACGGGGACAAAAUUUGUAUAAUAACAUGGGUAUGACAGAGGUAUUACAAUUUGAAGGUGGUUUAUGAGGACGCUGCCUAUGUCCCGUAAAACAAAACGCUUAAAAAACAUACUAAAUGGUGUUUUUUUUUAAUCUAAAAAUGCCUGUAGUCUCCUGUAAGGGGUAGGUUUAGGUGUAGGGUUGGUGUAGGACAAUAGCACAUACAGUAAGUACAGUAUAAAAACCAUUACGCCUGGAGAGUCCCCGUAAACCACUAAAACAAACAUGUGUGUGUGUGUGUGUGUGUGUGUGUGUGUGUAAAUAUUCAGAUGUAAUCCCCUCUGUAAUAAGUAACUAAUUUAAUUACACAACUGUAACCAAUUACAGUUACAUUUAUUUUAUAUUUAAAUUACGUAAUUCCGUUACAUGUAACUUUACUCCCCAACAUUACCCAUUUGUGAAAUACACUCUUAAAAAUAAAUGCUCUAAAGGGGGGUUGUUGCAAUGCAACAGAACCAUUUUGGGUUCCCCAAAGAACCUUUCAGUGAACAGUUUUAAAAGAACUGUUUUAUCCUUAUUGUGAAGAACAUUUUAAUAAUCCGAAAAAGCUUUUUUUCGAUGGCAUCGAUGCUUCC